Messenger RNA from Zophobas morio, 1116 nucleotides. Its product is annotated as casein kinase II subunit alpha-like. Gene Ontology annotation, molecular function: protein serine/threonine kinase activity; ATP binding. The transcript is spliced from 2 exons. Gene Ontology annotation, cellular component: protein kinase CK2 complex; nucleus; cytosol. The record is from RefSeq and is a predicted model, not a curated record. NCBI's taxonomy places the organism in Eukaryota, Metazoa, Arthropoda, Insecta, Coleoptera, Tenebrionidae. Gene Ontology annotation, biological process: peptidyl-threonine phosphorylation; peptidyl-serine phosphorylation; regulation of cell cycle. Bases 49 to 1116 code for a protein of 355 amino acids.
UUGUUCAGUUGCCUCUCCGUUGGCGCUCUUUUCCCAUUCAAAUUACAAAUGUCAAAGAAAAUUUGCACGAAAUUCGUCCAGAAAAUGGAUUUGGAGGACACUCCUCGUACCGUUGUAGUCACAACCUCGAGAAUUUAUUCGGACGUAUUCACCAGCAAACCGUCUUCAUACUUCGAAUACGACUCCUACAACCCCCCGACGGACGACAUUAACAACUACAGCCUCGUCCGAAAGAUCGGCCAGGGCAAAUACAGCCUCGUCUUCGAGGGUGUCCACGAUGCAAAGAACGAAACCGUGGUAGUAAAAAUGCUGAAGCCAAUAAAGAAACCCAAAAUCAAACGAGAGAUAAAAAUCCUGGAACACCUGAAAAACGGCCCGAACAUCAUCAACUUGUUCGCUACAGUGACCGUGCCCACCACCGGGCUCCACGCGCUCAUUUUCGAAGCCACUUCCAACAAUGAAGACUUCAAAGAAGUCUACUUGAAGCUGAACGACGCCGACAUCCGCUACUACAUCUACGAAAUCCUGAAAGCCCUGGAUUACUGUCACAGUAAAGGGAUCAUGCACCGGGACGUCAAGCCCCACAACAUCAUCAUCGACCGGAAAAACCGCAAAAUAAGACUGAUUGAUUUCGGUUUAGCGGAGUUCUACCGGCCCGGGGAGCGCUACAACGUCCGGGUGGCGUCGCGCCACUACAAGGGCCCGGAGCUCCUCGUCGAGUACGGCUACUACGACUACUCGCUCGACUUGUGGUCCCUGGGGUGCGUCUUCGCCGCCAUGAUUUUCCGCAAAGAGCCCUUCUUUCAGGGGUUUGACAACAGGAACCAGCUGUACUGCAUCGUCAAGGUGCUGGGGACCACGAAAUUCUACACCUACUUGAGCAAAUACAACAUUACUUUGGAGAAUAGCUUGCAGGAGACGCUGGGGAUUCAUUCGAAGAAGCCGUGGCAGAGGUUUGUCAACACCGAGAACGAGCACCUGGUGAACCACAACGCCUUUGACUUUUUGGACGCGCUGUUGUGUUAUGACCACCUGGAGCGGUGUACGGCGCACGAGGCGCUCACGCACAAGUACUUCGGGCCAGUCAAGUCCUCAAACACUUUGCCGGUUUUUUAA